Messenger RNA from Trifolium pratense (red clover), 995 nucleotides. Its product is annotated as nudix hydrolase 26, chloroplastic. The record is from RefSeq and is a predicted model, not a curated record. Gene Ontology annotation, molecular function: bis(5'-adenosyl)-pentaphosphatase activity; guanosine-3',5'-bis(diphosphate) 3'-diphosphatase activity. The transcript has 7 exons. The coding region runs from base 59 to 670 and encodes 203 amino acids. Gene Ontology annotation, cellular component: chloroplast. NCBI's taxonomy places the organism in Eukaryota, Viridiplantae, Streptophyta, Magnoliopsida, Fabales, Fabaceae. Gene Ontology annotation, biological process: nucleoside phosphate metabolic process; ribose phosphate metabolic process.
AGCCCAUAUAUAAAAAUGCUUCGUUUUCAUUUCCUUCCUUUUUUUGGCUGCUGUAAUAAUGUCUAUAUGCCGAUUCGGCUAUUCUCCUGUGAACCAUAUUUGUUCUUUCCCGAAAUACCCUCACAAACUCGUUAAAUUCCCUUCGCUGCCACUUUCUGCACUCUCGCGUUCUUCGUCAUCAACGAUGGAAGCUCCUCCAGAAGGUUAUCGCAGAAACGUUGGAAUCUGUCUCAUCAAUACUCACAAAAAGGUUUUCGCGGCUUCAAGAUUGGAUAUUCCAAAUUCAUGGCAAAUGCCUCAGGGUGGUAUUGAUGAAGGUGAGGAUCCUAGAAGUGCUGCUAUUAGAGAACUAAGAGAAGAAACUGGAGUUAGUUCAGCAGAAGUCAUUGCUGAGGCACCUUUCUGGUUAACUUAUGACUUCCCACCAAAAGUCAGGGAGAGAUUAAAUAUUCAGUGGGGAACUGAUUGGAAGGGGCAGGCACAAAAAUGGUUUCUUUUUAAGUUCACUGGGCAAGAUCAAGAAAUCAAUCUUUUGGGUGAUGGUACCGAGAAACCUGAGUUUGGGGAAUGGUCAUGGAUAUCACCAGAACAAGUAAUUGACCUUGCAGUGGAUUUCAAGAAGCCUGUCUACAAGGAAGUCCUUGCAGCGUUUGCUCCACAUCUGCAAUAAUCUCAUCUCUGUUAAAAAUAUCAUGGCAUCCAAGUCAGAGUUGUCGUGGAUCUGCGGGUUGAUUUAAAAUAAUGUGUCACAAUCACAUAUUACUACCGAGACAUAUAUUCUCUUUUUCUCCUCUUGGCCACAUGGACAGGCAGAGAAGGAGGAUAUUUACUGUAUUUAUAUAGUGUAUAAGAAAUAUUUGUGAUAACUUAACCUACAAAUCCUAAGUUCCUUUGGGGACACAAAUGAUCUUGAUCAUUUUUUUACAGGAGACUUUCUUUGUAUACAGAUGUUUUGGGAGAUAUUUAUAAGUGGUGCUGAACAACUUUGUUUUCAA